GGGGUUGGGAGCUGUGGGGGCCAGAUUAACCGGAGUCCUCCCACUCCACUGGCCGCCAUGGGGCUCGGGCUGCUGUUCCUACUGCUGCUGCUCUGGCCCUGGGGACCCCAGGGCUCCCCGCUGGACCCCGGUGGGCAGCACGUCUGUGUGGGCAGCAGCCCCUCUGAGCUCCAGUGCUGCCCAGGCUGGAGGCAAAAGGAUCACGAAUGCACCAUCCCCAUCUGCGAGGGGCCGGAUGCCUGCAGGGAAGGCGAGGUAUGCGUGAAGCCAGGCCUGUGUCGCUGCCCGCCGGGAUUCUUCGGGGCCCAGUGCAGCUCCCGCUGCCCGGGCCAGUACUGGGGCCCCGACUGCCGUGAGAGCUGUCCCUGCCAUCCACACGGCCAGUGCGAGCCAGCCACCGGUGUGUGCCAGUGCCAAGCUGACCGCUGGGGUGCCCGCUGCGAGUUCCCAUGCACCUGCGGUGCCCACGGGCACUGUGACCCCGCCACAGGCGAAUGCCGCUGUGACCCCGGCUGGUGGUCAUCCACGUGCCGCCGCCCGUGCCAGUGCAACCUGGCGGCGGCGCGCUGCGAGCCAGCCACGGGCGCCUGCCUGUGUGAAUCGGGCUGGUGGGGCCACCGCUGCAGUUUCCGCUGCGCAUGUCACGACUCACCCUGCGCGCAGGAGACUGGUCGCUGCACCUGCCGGCCAGGCUGGUGGGGCCCCGAGUGCCGGCAGCGGUGCGAGUGCGUGCGCGGCCGCUGCAGCGCUGUCUCGGGCAGGUGCACCUGCCCACCCGGCUUCCGCGGCGUGCGCUGUGAACUGCCCUGUCCCUCCGGCAGCUAUGGGGCUCAGUGCCGUGACAGCUGUGGCCACUGCAAGCAGAACAAGCCCUGCUCUCCAGACACAGGCAGCUGCGAGUCCUGCGAGCCGGGCUGGAACGGGACCCAGUGCCGCCAGCCCUGCCCCCCGGGCACCUUUGGGGAGGGCUGCAGGCAGCAGUGUCCCCGCUGCCGGCGUGGGGAGGCCUGUCAGCCAGACAGCGGACACUGCGCACACUGUGACCCCGGCUGGCUGGGGCCCAGGUGUGAAGACCCCUGCCCGGUUGGCACCUUUGGGAAGGACUGCAGCUCUGUCUGUCCCAGCUGUGUCCAGGGAACCUGUGAUGCUGUCACAGGGGAGUGUGUCUGCAGUGCUGGCUUCUGGGGGCCCAGCUGCAACGUUUCCUGCCCAUCUGGCUUCCAUGGAAACAACUGUUCCCUUCUCUGCGAAUGCCCAGAGGGACCCUGCCACCCUGUUUCUGGGGCCUGCCAGCCGGGCCCUCCCGGUCAGGAUGCGGCCCUCAUCGCCGGCAUCCUCGUGCCCCUGCUGCUACUCCUCCUGGGCAUCGCUUGCUGUGCCUGCUGCUGCUGGGCUGCCCGGGGGGGCCCCAAGGACAGGCCAGCACAAGACGGAGCCGCCCUGUCUCGGAUGAAGCUGCAGGUCUGGGAGGCACUGACCAGCCUGGGCUCCGUGCUGCCUUGUGGCUCCUUCAGCAGUCAUAAGCUACCCUGGGUGACAGUCUCGCACCACGACCCGGAGACCCCCUUCAACCACAGCUUCAUUGAGCCACCCUCCGCCGGCUGGGCCUCCGACGACUCCUUCUCUUCUGAUUCUGAGUCCGGCGAGGAGGAUGAGGGUCCUGCCUACUGCGUGCCACCCCAAGAAGGGAUGGUCCCAGUGGACCCAUCAGAGUCAUCAGAGCUGGGCGGGGGCCCCUUCCCGCCCCCCGAGGACACCUCCACGCCGUUCGCCAUCCCACGUACCUCCAGCCUAGCGCGGGCCAAGCGGCCAUCUGUCUCCUUCGCUGAAGGCACUAAGUUUGCAUGUCAGAGUCGCCGAAGCUCAGGGGAGCUUCCCAGCCCACUUCGAAAGCCCAAGAGGCUCUCUCGAGGGGCCCAAGCAGGCCCCGAGGGCCAGGAGGCUGAGGAGUGCACAGGCCCAGGGCAAGCAGAAGCUGACGAGACCCCUCCCGCUGCUGCCACCCCGAGAGAGGCAGCCGCUGGCCGCCGCCGCCCCCCACUUGGUGGCCGAACAGUGGCUGAGCGUGUGGAAGCCAUUGAGGGCAGUGUGCAGGAGAACUCGGGCCCUGUGACCACCAUCUACAUGCUGGCAGGGACGCCCCGGGGGGCCGAGGGCCCCGUCCGGUCUGUCCUCCGCCGUUUUGGUAGCUUCCAGAGAGGCCAGGCAGAGCCCAAGGUCAAGAGUGCCAUCCCUAAGCCUCCACGGCGAGCCUUGAGUCGGAACAAGGGCAGCCCUGGACCUGGACCCACCUCUACUCCUGCUAGCCAGAGCCCCAAGAGUGGGCAUGCUGGGGCCACAGAGGCAGCAGGAGUCAGGCCAGAGGAAGUGGCCAGGGGGCUGGCGGGUGGCCCCAAGAGCUCAGGGAGGGCCCAGGAGCUGGUGUCCAGGGCUGGGCCCCCAGAACAAGAUCCCCAGAUGCAGGCCGGAGAGGAAGGGCAGGGUGAGCCCCAGUAUGAGAAUGUUGCACCCAUUUCUGGGCCACCAGAGCCCUGAGGACCUCAAAUCGGCAGCGUGAGAAGAUUCUGGAUGCGCAGGGGCUAUCAGAACUGCCCACGUGUCAGGCCGUGCUUCGUGAUGAACAAUAAUCCAAGGCCCAGGCCAGAGCAUGCGCACUGGGACAGGCCAGGGUGAGAGGCCCGCGGGCUCCGGGCCGGCCAGGUUCCCAGACGGCGCCUGCGCAGAUGGCUCACAGGCCCGGGGCCGGGAGGCGGGAGAGUCUCCGACCCUGGGGUUUUUUGGGCUCUUGGCUUGAGCUCUGCCGGCAAAGAACUGUUGGUUCCUUCAUUUGCGAAACUUUUUUUUUUUUUUUCCUGAAAUGGGAGACAGCCUAAAUGUCUGAUAAGAAAAGAUCAGCUAAACAACCAGGGCUCAGGAUAGGUCACUCCACGGUCGUUGUGUGAGAAUAUUUAAUAUUGGAGAAGUGGGAGGGUGGGAACUCAGCCGUUAAGGGUGUGAAAAGUAAUGAAAGCGAAAGCAGUUCAGUUCCAGCGUUUCCUUGCCAUAAACUUUGUGUCUUUAGUUCUUAGUCUACGUGGUGAGAAUGUUCCUUUUUUGUUAUAGUUUGAGGUUGUUUUAUGAACUCUGUUUUAAAAGGAUCCAUGUGCAUGAAAGAUGCAAGGGUUGGGUGCUGGUGCUGUGGCGCAGUGGGUUAAAGCCUCAGCCUGCAGCACCAGCAUCCCAUAUGGGUGCCAGCUCGAGUCCUGGCUUCGGAUCAGCUCAGCUCCGGCCGUUGUGGUCAUCUGGGGAGCGAACCAACGGAUGGAAGACACCCCCCGCCCCCCGUAACUCUCUUUCAAAUAAAUAAAAUAAAUCUUUAACAACAACAAAAAAAAGAUUCAAGUGCAUCAACUCAUAUAUUUCUCUGGUAGGUGAGCCUGGGAUGUUAUUUAUUUUCUUGAGCUUUUGUAUAAUUUGCAAAUUUCUAAAGUGACCACUCUUUUUUUUUUUUAGCUUUUCUCAUUAGAUUGAAUUUUUUUUAAAGUUACAAACAGCAAUAUUCUUUGUUAAAAAUAAAAACUGGUAGCAUUACAAACUUGCCUAAAGUAAGGCUGAGAUCCGUCUUCGCCCCAGAGGCAGCCUGGGGAGUGAGAGGGGAGACUUAGCAAGUGUCUUCUGGUGCUGAGUUGUUGGCUCACGCGGUGGGUCACCGUGUUUCCUGCACAGGCCUCCGAGGCGGGAGAGCAGUGGAGGUGGCUGCCUUGCAGGGUUUUCUGUGCACAGGUAGGCACAUGCUUCAGACAAGAAUAGGGGAACAUACCCUCCUGGGCUUGCUCUUGUUAACAAUGUAACCUGGAGAGCUCUCCAUGCCACCUCUCUGAUAAAAAUGUAACUACUUGGGACUUCAUCUUGUGGAGCUAACGCAGGUGAUUUAGAAAGUUGGGUUAUUUCUAAUCAUUUGCUCUAAUAAACAAUGGUGAAGUAUACAAUUUUGUCCAUAUUUUUGUACUUAUGCAAGUUUGAUUUUUUUUUUCUUCUAUAGAAUAGAUUUCUAGAACUUGGAUUGUGAAGCUAUGGGCUAGGAAUAGUAGAUAUUUCUGUACUUAUUUUAAGUUGCCCUCCAAAAAGGUUGUAUAACUUUGUACUCACAAAUCAUGGAGUUAUCCCUUUCUCUUGGUAUCUUGGGGCGGUGUUUGGCAUGGUCGUUAAGACGCCACUUGGAACACCGCAUCCUACAUGGCAGUGCCUGGGUUCAGAUCCCGGCUCUGCCCCUGAUUCCGCCCUCCUGUUGCAGUGGGGGUGAUGAGUCCAGUGGCGGGUCCUCCCCACCACCUGAGUCCUGGCUGCUGACGUAGUCUGGCCCAACCCCAGUGUUACAGGCACUUGGAGAGUGAACCCGUGGAUGAGAGAUCUGUUUUUCUUUCAAAUAAGAAAAUUAUUUUUUAAAUGUCAUUUCUGCAAAUACCACUUGUAAAAUGAGAUUAUUUUAGACAAUAAAAAUGUGUCAUAGCUUCUUAAAAAGUUAAAAUCUGUAGCCAACACUGUAGUGUGUGGGCUAAGCCUCCACUUGUGACACCGGCAUCCCAUAUGGGAGCAUGGGUUCUGGUCCUGGCUGUUCCACUUCUGAUCCAGCUUCCUGGUAAUGCACCUGUGAAGGCAGGGGAUGAUGGCCUAAGAACUUGGAUCCUGCCACCCAGGUGAUGGCCAGGAUAGAGUUUCUGGCUCCUGGAUUUAGCCUGGUCCAGCCCUGGCUCUUGCGGCCAUUUGGAAAAUGAACCAAUGGAUGGAAGAUCCCUCUCUGCCUCUGUCUCUCUCUCUCUUGAUUGGCCUUUUUUUUUUUUUUUUUAAGAUUUAUUUAUUUUACUUGAAAGUCAGAGUUGCACAGAGAGAAGGAGAGGCAGAGAGAGAGAGAGAGAGAGAGAGGUCUUUCAUCCGCUGGUUCACUCCCCAAUUGGCCGUCAACAGCCAGAGCUGUGCCAAUCCGAAGCCAGGAGCCAGGAGCUCCUUCCAGGUCUCCCACAUGGGUGCAGGGGCCCAAGGACUUGGGCCAUCUUCUACUGCUUUCCCAGGCAAUAACAGAGAGCUGGAUCAGAAGCGGAGCAGCCAGGAUCCAAACCGGCACCGAUAUAGGAUGCUGGCACUACAGGCGGUGGCUUUACCUGCUAUGCCACAGCACGGGCCCCUUGGUCUUUCAAAUUGAUCAACCAACCAUAUUUGCUGGUUCAUUCCCCAACUGACCUCAACAGCCCCAGUUGGGCCAGGCGAAGGCAAGAGCCAGGAACUCCAUCCAGGUCUCAUAUCGGUGGCAGAGGCUCAAGUUCUUAGUCAUCAUCCUCUGCUUUCAUAGGCCCAUUAGCAGGGAGCUGGAUGGAAGUGCAGCAGCUAGAACUUGAACCUGUAUGUCUACGGAAAGCUGAAGUUACAGGGUGCCACAAUGCUAGCCACCCCUCAAUCUUUUUUCUUUGUUUAAAUAUUUAUUUAUUUUAAAGGCACAGUUACAGAGAGAAAGGCAGAGAGAGACAGAGAAAGAAUCCUCCAUCCACUGGUUUACUUCCCAAAUGGCCUCAGUGACUGGAGAUGGGCAGAUCCAAAGCCAGGAGCCAGGAGUUUCUUCCAGGUCUUCCUUGUGGGUGCAGGGGCCCAAGCAUUUUGGUCAUCUGUUGCUGCUUUCCCAGGCACAUUAGGCUGGAUCAGAAGUGGAGCAGCUGGAACUUGAACCACUGCCCCAGGUUGUGGCUUUGCUAAGUCACAAUGCUGGCCCCAAUCUUUUUCUUUUAUUUUUUUUUUAAGUUAAAAUAUGGGGCAGGUGUUAUGCCGCAAUGGGUUAAGCCACUCAUUAGGGUGCCCGCAUCCCACAGCAGAGUGCUGGUUUGAGUACUGGCUACUCCAUUUCCAAUCCUGCAUUCCUGCUAAGGUAUCAGGCAGGCAGCAGGUGAUGGCCCAAGUACUUGAGUCCCUGCCAUCCACGUAGGAGACCCAGAUGGAGUUCUAGACUUUGGCCUGGCCCGGCCUGGCUCUUGUAGGUAUUUGUGGAGUGAACCAGUGGAAAAUCUGUCUCUCUCUCUCCGUCACUCUGCCUUUUCAAAUAAAUAAUUUUUAAAGAUUUAUUUUAUUUAUUUGAAAGACAAAGUUACAGAGAGAGGUAGAGCCAGAGAGAGAGAAGUCUUCCAUCUGCUGAUUCACUUCCCAAAUGGCCACAAUGGCCAGAGUUGAGCUGAUCCGAAGCCAGAAGCCAGGAGCCUCUUCCAGGUCUCCCACACGGGUGCAGAAGCCCAAGGAGUUGGGCCAUCUUCUACUGCUUUCCCAGGCCAUAGCAGAGAGCUAGAUUGGAAAUAGAGCAGCUGGGACUUGAACAGGCACCCAUACGAGAUGCGGGCACUGCAGGCUGGGGCUUUAACCUGCCACACCACAGCACCAGCCCCAAUAAAUAAAUUUUUAAGUUAAAAUCAUUGUACAAGUAAAAAUUAUGUUUUUAAAUGAUCAAAAAUUCAGAGGCUGGUGCUGUGGUGCAGUGGGUUGACGCCCUGGCCUGAAGCACCAGCAUCCCAUAUGGGCACCCAUUCAAGUCCUGGCUGCUCCACUUCUGAUCCAGCUCUCUGCUAUGGCCUGGGAAAGCAGAGGAUGGCCCAAGACCUUGAGCCCAUGCACCCAUGUGGGAGACCCGGAGGAAGCUCCUGGCUCCUGGCUUCGGAUUGGUGCAGCUCCGGCCAUUGAGGCUAAUUGGGGAGUGAACCAGCGGAUGGAAGACCUUUCUGUCUCUCUGUCUCUGUCUCUCUCUCUCUCUCUCUCUCUCUGUGUGUCUCCUCUGUGUUCAAAUAAAUAAAUCUUUUAAAAAUAAUUAAAAUAUUGCAAUUUGAAUUUCUGUGAUUAGCCUAAGUUUUUUCGUAUCUUUAAAAAAGUUUUUCGUCUACUUGAAAGGCAGAGCAACACACAGAGAGAGAGAGAGAGAGAGAGAGAGAGAGAGAGAAAGAAUCUUCUAUAUACUGGCUCACUCCCCAAAUGCCCACCUCAACCAAAGCUGAAUCAGGCCUUGGUCAGGAGCCUGGAAUUCCAUCUGAAUCUCCCACAUGGAUGUCAGAGACCCAAGUAACCUGGGCCAUCAUCUGCUGGCUCCCAGGUGCAUUGGCAGGAAGCCAGAUUGAAAGCAGAGCAGGUGCCCAGAUGUGUUUGGGGGUUAUCACAACCCAUUGUAUUACAAUGCCUACCCUUCUUUUCCUAUCCUUAAUAGCAAUUUGUAUUUUUCCUGUAGAUUACCUGGUUAUAUUCAGUUUCCCACUGAGGUGUUCUUUGUUCUCAUUGAUUUGUAAGUGCCUUGCACAUAUCAAGGAUAUUAAUUCUUUGCCCAGCUUGUAACUGCCGUUUUACUGACGUUUAGUUUUAUCUUUUUCUCUAUAGACGGUUAAAAUUACAAUUUAGACAUUGCUUGUUCUUA
Messenger RNA from Oryctolagus cuniculus (rabbit), 7411 nucleotides. It is a transcript of the gene SCARF1, whose product is annotated as scavenger receptor class F member 1. Gene Ontology annotation, cellular component: membrane. Gene Ontology annotation, biological process: heterophilic cell-cell adhesion; positive regulation of neuron projection development; dendrite development. Gene Ontology annotation, molecular function: low-density lipoprotein particle binding; scavenger receptor activity. Lineage: Eukaryota; Metazoa; Chordata; Mammalia; Lagomorpha; Leporidae. The record is from RefSeq and is a predicted model, not a curated record.